GCCGUCUUGUCUCCGGGUUCGUCCCCAGGACAGGAAGCAGGCCGACGGCUCGUGAGGAUGGAGCUCGGUCCGGACGCUGCCGCCCGUCGUAGAGACAUAUGACCUCUCCGGCGUCAGCGUACAGCCUCCGCUCGCUUCAUGCACGAUGCACCCGGGGACUGAGGCCGGGUAUGAGUCGGACGCCUGUGGCCGGCUGCCGUUAGCUUAGCUCCCGCUUGUCUCUGCCUGUCUCGCCGCAGCCGGAGCUCCGUCUGGCCGCCGAGGGCUCAGCUGAUCCGCUGCGGCAGGACCGGGACUCCGGCUGGAAGAUGCUGAGGCCUUAGAUGUCAGACAGGCGACGGUGUGCUCGGUCAACAAAUCCAGACAUGUCCUCCCAGCUCCAGGUGUUCUCCUCCCCCUCCGUCUCCUCCAGCGCCUACUCUCGGCCAAAGAGGCUGAAGGUUGAGAACCCCACCUGGGAUGUGUCCAACCAGUUGGCGGAGAGCGGCUUCUACCAGCAGAGCCCGUCCCAGGGCGCUGCCCCCUCCACCUCCGGCGCCAACUUCGACCUGGCGUACAACUCCAACCAGGUCCAUCUGCCCGCAGCCGGCUCCAGGGAGCAGACGGUGGUGCGGGCCGCGGACAGCACGGGGAGCGUCCGCGGACCCGCUUCCUCCUCCUCCUCUUCCUCCUCCACCUCCUCCAGCCGGCACAUUAAGGAGGCGGGCUCCUCCUCCCAGCACUGCGAGCUUUACCAAAAGCAGUACAGCUUGAAGAGGAAGAGCGAGGAGGUGGACAGCAGCGACAGCGUCCAGAUCCUGGAGGAGCUCUCGGCGCCGGUGGUAUCGAACCGUGCCGGCGGCGGAGGGGGGACCACCACCGCUCAGUCCAUCGCUCACUCCACCUCCACCACCAAAAGCAGCAACUCCCACAGCGAGGGCGACUACCAGCUGGUCCAGCACGAGAUCCUGUGCUCCAUUUCCAACAGUUACGAGGUGCUCGAGUUUCUGGGGCGCGGCACCUUCGGGCAGGUGGCAAAGUGCUGGAAGCGUGGCACCAAUGAGAUCGUGGCCAUUAAAAUACUGAAGAACCAUCCGUCUUAUGCUCGGCAGGGCCAAAUCGAGGUUAGCAUCCUCAGCAGGCUGAGCACAGAGAACGCCGACGAGUUCAACUUUGUCCGCUCGUACGAGUGUUUCCAACACAAGAACCACACGUGCCUGGUGUUCGAGAUGCUGGAGCAGAACCUCUACGACUUCCUGAAGCACAGCAAGUUCAGCCCUCUGAUGCUCAAGUGCAUCCGGCCCAUCCUGCAGCAGGUGGCCACGGCGCUGAUGAAGCUGAAGAGCCUGGGGCUGAUCCACGCCGACCUGAAGCCUGAGAACAUCAUGCUGGUGGACCCGCUGAGGCAGCCGUACCGGGUGAAGGUGAUCGACUUCGGCUCUGCCAGCCACGUGUCCAAAGCGGUGUGCUCCACCUACCUGCAGUCCAGAUAUUACAGAGCUCCAGAGAUUAUUCUAGGUCUCCCUUUCUGCGAAGCCAUCGACAUGUGGUCGUUGGGGUGCGUCAUUGCCGAGCUGUUCCUGGGUUGGCCCCUUUAUCCCGGUGCCUCAGAGUACGACCAGAUUCGGUAUAUUUCUCAGACGCAGGGUCUCCCAGCAGAGUACCUGCUGAGUGCAGGAACCAAGACGAGCCGCUUUUUCAACCGAGGCCCCGACUCGAGCUACCCUCUCUGGAGGCUCAAAACACCUGCAGAGCAUGAGGCAGAGAUGGGCAUCAAGUCGAAGGAGGCGAGAAAAUACAUCUUCAACUGCCUGGAUGAUAUGAUGCAGGUGAACAUGACCAGCCUGGAGGGAACAGACAUCCUGGCAGAGAAGGCCGACAGACGGGAGUUCAUCGACCUGCUAAAGAAGAUGCUCACUCUCGACGCCGACAAGAGGAUAACGCCGAUGAAGACGCUGAACCAUCCUUUUGUUACCAUGACACACCUCCUGCACUUCCCCCACAGCUCACACGUGAAGUCCUGCUUCCAAAACAUGGACAUAUGCAAACGCAGAUGCAGCGCAUUUGAGAACGGGAAGAACAUGUUCGCCAGCAGCGGCGCCCCGAGCGCAGCCGCCAACCUCACCGUCACCUUCAGCAGCCAGCUGAACCAACACAAUCAGAUGGCGUCUACGGGGGGCCCGUCCCUGUCCCUCAGCAGCAACGUGCCGCUGCUCAACUAUCAGCCGGGCCUCUACCAGCAGGCCACCAUCAACAUCCCGGGCCUGACCCAGCAGAGCGUCCCCCUGCAGACCAGACCGACUCAGCUGUGCGCCCAGACCGAACCCUUCCAGCAAACGCUCAUUGUCUGCCCUCCGACCAUCCAGGGUCUCCAAACCACCAGUAAGCCGUCCGGUUACCCCGUGAGAAUGGACAGCUCGGUGCCCUUGGUCGCUCAAAACCAGUCCUCCCAGUCUCUCCACCUGCAGCCCAGCAUGCUGACACAGGGCUGGCCAGCAGGAACGCAGCAGAUCCUCAUCCCGUCCACCUGGCAGCAGAUGCCCGGCAUGUCCAUCCACAACCCGGGCCAGGCCGUGGUGCCCGAGUCGCCCGUGGGAGCUCCGGUGUCUGAUGGCCACCAGGGUGCUGGAUGGAGGGGUCGUAAUGGCAACCAGUAUGACGGAGUCAACCAGCAGGACUCUGGUGCCGGACGCCCGGCGGCCGUGCAGAACCACAGCUCAGGGGCCGCUCAUGUGAGGUCCCAACAAGGCAAGAGGUCGAAGGCCCGGCAUGCCGACAGCAGAGCCAGGCUGCAUUCGGCUUCCACUGUUGUCCACAGCGCUUCUUUCCCCGGGGACCAGUCUCAGCCCAUCGUCAUCUCUGACACGCCGAGCCCCGCCGUCAGCAUCAUCACCAUCCACAGCGACUCGGAGGACGAGGGCGAGGCGAAGGUCAUGGCUGCCUGCUCUGGAACGGGCCAGAGGACAAACGUGAUCAGCUGCGUGACGGUGCACGACUCCCAGGACUCGGACUCUUCCAGCAGCAGCAGCCCCCUGAGCACCGAGACCAAGUCGCAGCCCUCCAAGUCUCUGGCCGUCGUCAUGCCCUCUGUGAAGACUCAGCCCGGGGAGGGCGCAGCCUCCAAGCCAGCGGCAGCUAUGGAUCAAGCUGCAGGAGGCUCCGGAAAGUCCAAGAAGGCGUCCGCCCAGCUGUCGUGUCGCUCGGGGGACUCCACCACCGAUCGGCAUCAGCGCGCGGCGUCCAGCAGAUCUCAGCCCCUUAACCUCAGUCAGGUGCAGCAGUCCGUGAUGGCGUCCUCGCACGGCCACGCAGGAAACGCCGGCUCCCUCCGACGCCAGCCCACGUACCCGCCGCCCGUUUCCUCCCACUCGUCCUACCGCCUUCAGGACGGCGCCCUCUUCAGCUCAGCCCCCAACCUGUACACCUAUCCAGCCUCCGCCGCCCUGGCCUCCGUGUCCCAGGCCGUGGACCAGAUGCAGGGCGGCCGGCCGAGCGGGCCGUACUCCUCCUUGGCGCUGCUGCAGAAGAAUGCCGGCCUGGCCCUGGGAGGGGCCGCGAACGGACAGUACAGCAACCCGCAGGCUCAACCUUUCCACCGCGCCGGUGCUGCUUACCCGAGGAAGCUCAACCAGUACCCCCCUUACCUGUGACGGCCGGGAUGGCAACACUGUCCCAGAACCAGAACCGAGUCUGGAAAUGAGCACAGACCUUUUUUUUUUUUUUUUUUUCUCCCCUUCCUCACAUUAAGUGGCUUGUGCUCCCAGAAAUGCUGUUCUUUUAAAAACGGUUCUAGGUUGUUUUAAUCUGCUCGACUCUUAUUUCUGCUGCAACAUGACGACCAGCGCAGCCCGUUUGGUGAAAGUCUCUGAAGACCCUUUUACUGAAAGUAAAGGGUGUAUGUACGGCGUGUGGGAAGAAAAAAAGAAAACCCAGAACUUGCUGCUUUUUUUUGUUUUGUUUUUUAGUUUUCAUUUUGACAGAACCGUCAAGAGUUUCAUUUACAAACUCGGCUGCCUUUGUUGGGGCAGCUUCCUUUUUUAUUUAAAACGCGUAACGUCUGCACAUUGUGGUCAGCUGGAUUAAUAUGUAUGAAUUAUGAAUGUAGUGUGUAUGUAUUUUAACUUUAUUCUAAAGCAAAAGUUAACGUGCCGUGCUCCGUGCUGAUGUGUUUUAUGUGACAGCGAGUCGAAGGAUGCCUCCCAUAACAGGCCGUGUGUGUGUGUGUGUGUGUGUGAAGAA
Molecule: messenger RNA, 4218 nt
Organism: Fundulus heteroclitus (mummichog)
Lineage: Eukaryota; Metazoa; Chordata; Actinopteri; Cyprinodontiformes; Fundulidae
Gene: hipk1a
Product: homeodomain interacting protein kinase 1a
Exons: 16
Coding region: 324-3629 (1101 amino acids)
Biological process (GO): peptidyl-threonine phosphorylation; smoothened signaling pathway; peptidyl-serine phosphorylation
Cellular component (GO): PML body; cytoplasm; nucleus
Molecular function (GO): protein serine/threonine kinase activity; protein tyrosine kinase activity; ATP binding
Source: RefSeq, a predicted model, not a curated record